GUCUUUAAGUGACGUUCUAAUGUCAGUGUGUCCGUUUUUUUUUUUUUUUUUCCUUUUGUUUAUUCAUUCAUUUACUUACUUACAGAAAUAUGAGUACCAGAUGUUGUUUGAUAUUUCAUAAGUUUGUAGAUACAUGUGUAUUUGAUGUGUGUGUGUAUGUGUGUGUGACAGAGUACCAUGACGCUGGAUUUGUGUGGGGUGUUGCAACACAGACGAGCUCCUGCACCUGUGUUACUAAAAAUGACGACACUUCCCUAACCAUUUGCCUCGCGUGCUGCCUCCACACAAAUCGACAGUCAAGGAAAAAAAAAAAGAAUGAAAAAAAAAAACACCGCAUUCUUUCUCUUGGAGUUUUCUCAGAGUUUAUCGUACCUGUCCACUACUCUCAGCCAAACCUUGACGUGGCGCCUCACCCUUGGGAACACGACCCCUUUGGCCCGUAGGUAUUGUCUUGCAACUCUUGGUGAGGGAGGAUCAUGAGGCAACACAUGUAACGUAAUUCCCUUAAGUGACUCCCAAGAAUGAAGGAAAUGCUUUCAGACACGGUUCAUUCACUCAGUCCCGCAUGCAGUGUUCCCUCCAUUGAUUGACACCCGGUGCAACAAGGUUCAGUGAGGCAGCCGAUGCCCACACAGUCUCCGCUGCUUCUUGGUAACAUACAGUCACCAAGUUUACUGUUACGCUGGUGUGUCACGGUCCUCAUUCAGCGAACAGGUUUUCUCAUUGGCUGGCGGGUUCUGCACUGUGGGGUUCCCAUUGGUCAGGGCGCGGGAAGGUUGCCAGUGGGAGCCAGCAGUGUGUCGGCGUCCGGCGUGGUGAAGGAUCAUGUGGAGAACGUAGAGAGUUCAGGGCACGCUCAUAGUGAACGCAGACAAUGGGUGAAGUGUGUCUACGUGAGUGUUGUAGUGCGAGGGAAUGAGGAAGUGAGAAGGCUCAGCACAACCUGUUCAGCUGUCAGUAACUGCGGAAGCCGUGCACUAAAAGUGUGUUGCCUUACCACCCUCACCCUCACCAGUCAGUCAGUCACGGCUGCCACUUCCACCAUCGCCACCGUCCCAGUAACUUCACAGCUGCACUCUACGCCACAGUCGCUCCUCGCUACCACCAUCAUCACCACUUCCCAUCUCUAGCUCUGCCUCCACCAGCAGACCCGCCCGGCUGCCGCCGCGAUGACUGUCAAGUACACCGACAAGUUUGCCAGUAGAGGGGGAUUUGGAUCCUUUUGGAAGCUGUUACUAAGAUGGCGGGGCAGCGUGUACAAGAUGGUGUGGCAAGACAUGCUGGCGUAUCUCCUCCUCUAUUACUUCAUUAACUUAUUGUACCGCUUCGCUCUACCGGAGAAUGAUCAGAGAACCUUCGAAAAACUGGUGGUGCACAUUGCUCGCUUUCGCAACUUCAUCCCGCUGUCCCUGGUGCUCGGAUUCUACGUGUCUCUGGUCGUGAGUCGCUGGUGGGGCGUGUACAACUCCAUCCCGUGGCCAGACAAGGCGGCAAUCAUCGUCGCCACGCAUCUCCCUGGGCAGAGUCCUGAGGUACGGCAAGUGAGGCGGGACAUCCUUCGUUACAUCAAUCUCACCAUCGCCCUCACCUUCCGUAUGGUGUCCCCCGUGGUGGCUCGCAAGCUGUCCUCUCUCCACCACUUCGUCUCCAGCGGCUACCUGACGGAGGAGGAGAAGACGAUCCUGGAAACCCUUGAUGGGGAAUGCAAGCUACACAAGACAUGGGUGCCGGUGCUGUGGGCGUGCGAGAGGGCAGAGCAGGCACGGAAGGACGGGGUGCUGAGUGACUUCGGCCAGAGAGCUAUCAUGAGCGAGGUGCUGACUCUGAGGGGCUACUGUGGCUCCCUCAUGGGCUGGAAUGACUACAACGUGCCUCUCGUCUACACACAGGUGGUGACUCUGGCAGUGUACUUCUUCUUCUUCUUCUCGUUGAUCGGGGAGCAGUUCCUCGACCCGGAGCAAGGUUACGAAGACCACAGCGUUGAUCUCUACAUCCCGUUCUUCGCCUUCCUGCAGUUAUUCUUCUACAUCAGCUGGCUCAAGGUCGCCGAGGCCCUUCUCAAUCCUUUCGGCAGCGAUGACCACGACUUCGAGUUCGUUCCGAUGCUGACACGACACAUGGAGAUGACCAACCUGCUGUCGGAACAAGCUCUGAGUUGCAACCCCAAGAAGGCUCCCAUGGCUUAUCUGGACAUUGAGCCUGCCAAGGUAAACUUCAUGGAUGACGUCUCCUCCACUGGCGAGCCGGAGGACCAGAUACCUCUAGCCAUCUGAGACAGGCUAAGGCCGCCCCUCUGCUGUUGGGGACACUGCUCCAGGGUCGCGCCGCAGCCUGACUGAUGCCGCACUGUACUGAUGGAAUAUUAUUAGAUUUAACUUGGUUGACGUCAGGAGCGGAUAACGAGCGCGACACACUGCUGGCAGGUAUCCUUUUGUUGCGUAAUUCUGUCACUGAUAACGCUGUCCGUAUAACAAAUAUAUUAUGUAGAAUUUACUCUUACGUGAAGUGUAUGCAAUCAAUUGUAGCAGGAUUAGAAAACAUUGAUAAUGAAAAAAUAUACGAGUGCCUUAGCUUUGUGUAGUUCCUCCUCAAUUCUGCAACGUUUUCUGUGAUGUUCACGUCAUCGACAUGCUGGCUCGGGCUGGAGGUUAUGUUUGGGCUGGCCAGCUGAUAAUCACUCUCGUCCCCAGCUGUUCUGUGACAGGUGGCAACGUUGUCUUGGUGGUGCUGCACAGAUCAAGUCUGUACUGUUUCUCUAAUGAACAAAGUUAUCUUCUCUACACUUACACGCGUUGGCAAUGCAAGCCUGUGCAUGUAGGGAGUGUGUGAAGACUUCGUGAUGGUGCUGCCACGUGUUCUCUGGCGAACGUUUUUGUAAUUUGUCCUUUGUCCUGGAUAAGCCUAAACAAAGAGUGUACUACGUCGUGCUACUGCGUAGUACUUUUGUAGUGCGUUAGCAAGUGUAUUGCAUUUAUGCAUAAUACAUGGGUAUGCUCUAGUACACAAACCUAAA
Molecule: messenger RNA, 3013 nt
Organism: Portunus trituberculatus (swimming crab)
Lineage: Eukaryota; Metazoa; Arthropoda; Malacostraca; Decapoda; Portunidae
Product: bestrophin-2-like
Exons: 8
Coding region: 1170-2273 (367 amino acids)
Molecular function (GO): chloride channel activity
Source: RefSeq, a predicted model, not a curated record